UAUAGGAUACUAACUCCUUUGAGCCAACAGGUGUUGGAGGGGUGGUGCAGGUGAAGAAGGGAAGAAGGGUGCAUCACGUCGUCAUUCUGGAGCUAUACUGCUGCUUGUAGGUUCCUAUUAAUUCAUGCCGCCUCAAACUGCUCUCACCUUCGGUGAUCUGUACUGUAUCCGAGUCUGUGCUAAUAGAGAAAUCUUUCUAUUACAUAGAGCUGAAAAAGAGAAGAGCGGCUGCAUGGGAAUGGUCGAGGAGGAGAGAGAAGAUGUAGGAGUAGAGAGAGCGGACGGAGCGGCGAAGGCGAAGAGAGCAGAGAGGAAACAACCGAGAUGAAAAAGAAAAUGUAGAAGAAUUAAAAUUUAUAGCGGAUGCCGGACCGCCGAUGGCAGAAGAAAAGACAAGUGGAAAAGCAAGCGCCGAAGAAAUCGACGACGUGAGACACGCCACUGCGCUCCGCACAUUGACUACGAAGCUAUAAAAAAAGAAAAAGGAAAAAAGAAAGGGCAUGGAGGUGGGAGGGGAAGUGGGAGAAGAGACGGCGAGGCCUCUCAUGGAGGCAAAGGGCGGCAGGCGGCCUCCGUCGCAGCCGUCGAUUUUGGUGGUGGUGGCGAGCACCGCCGUCGCCGUCGCCGGCUCCUUCGUGUUCGGGAUGUCGGUGGGAUAUUCUUCUCCAUCACAAUCUGGAAUUAUGUAUGAUCUUGACCUUUCAUUAGCGGAGGCAAUGGCAAUAUCAGAUCUUUUCUGCAUUGCUGGAUGGCUUUCUAUAGUCUUCUCAAAGAACUUUUGGUGGCUUGAUGUUGGAAGGUUCUCUGUUGGAUGUGGUAUUGGUGUUUUUUCUUAUGUAGUUCCUGUAUAUAUAUCUGAGAUAACACCGAAGAAUCUAAGAGGAGGAUUUGCAACUGUGAACCAGCUAAUGAUAUGUUGUGGAGCAUCACUUAUGUAUGUCGUAGGCACAGUUUUGACCUGGCGUGUCUUGGCAAUAAUAGGACUUGCUCCAUGUUUACUGCAAUUACUAGGCCUUAUCUUGAUUCCUGAGUCUCCUAGAUGGCUGGCUAAGGUUGGCCAGCAUGAGGAGUUCGAAGCAGCGCUGAGAAGGCUAAGGGGAAAGGACGCUGAUAUCUGUGAGGAAGCGGAAGAAAUCAAAGAAUUCGCUGAAAACCUUCGGCGACUUCCACAGGGCUCUCUGUUUGAACUGUUUCAGAAGAAAUACCUUCACUCAGUAACUGUUGGAGUUGGACUAAUGGUACUUCAGCAAUUUGGAGGCGUUAAUGCAAUUGGCUUUUAUGCCAGUGAGAUAUUCGUUUCAGCAGGGUUCUCAUCAGGCAACUCUGGAAUGUUAGCGAUGGUCGCAGUUCAGAUACCGAUGACUACAUUAGGAGUAUUUCUAAUGGACAAAGCAGGAAGGAGACCCCUUUUGAUGGUUUCUGCAGCAGGGACAUGCUUGGGUUGUUUCCUAGUUGGAAUGUCCUUUCUAUCUAAGGAUCAAGAAUGGGUAAAAGAGCUGAAUAUGUUGCUCGCGUUGGCAGGAAUUUUGGUGUACACUGGAUCUUUCUCACUGGGCAUGGGUGGAAUACCAUGGGUUAUAAUGUCCGAGAUAUUUCCCAUAAAUGUGAAAGGCGUCGCGGGGAGCCUCGUGACUUUAGUCAGCUGGCUUGGCUCCUGGGUUGUUUCAUAUGCUUUCAACUUUCUCAUGAUGUGGAGUUCUGCAGGUACCUUCUUCAUGUUUGCAUGUAUUUGUGGUCUCACUGUUCUAUUUGUGGAGAGGCUAGUCCCAGAGACCAAAGGGAGGGCUCUAGAAGAGAUACAAGCUUCAUUGAACUUCUUUUAAUAAUAAUAAUAAUACAAAAAAGAAAAAUGUAUAAGUUCCCUAAGGGCCUGUUUGGAUAUCAUAGCAAGUUAUCCAGUUUGAACCUUUUUUGUGAUAGAGAGCUUCUAAGUUUGCUUCUUAGCUCCUUAGAGCAAACAUCUUGAUAUGCUUGGAAAAUAUAUUUCACCUGUGAGAUAAUUUAUCUUAUUCGGAACAAGUGAAUUAGAGGGAGAAUGUGGUAUGCCUUUGCAGUAUUAA
Ananas comosus (pineapple) is the source of this 2060-nucleotide messenger RNA. Its product is annotated as sugar transporter ERD6-like 5. The transcript has 18 exons. Lineage: Eukaryota; Viridiplantae; Streptophyta; Magnoliopsida; Poales; Bromeliaceae. Bases 501 to 1823 code for a protein of 440 amino acids. The record is from RefSeq and is a predicted model, not a curated record. Gene Ontology annotation, biological process: transmembrane transport; carbohydrate transport. Gene Ontology annotation, molecular function: sugar transmembrane transporter activity. Gene Ontology annotation, cellular component: membrane.